This is a messenger RNA of Pipistrellus nathusii (Nathusius's pipistrelle), 3564 nucleotides long. The record is from the annotation of a GenBank genome assembly. NCBI's taxonomy places the organism in Eukaryota, Metazoa, Chordata, Mammalia, Chiroptera, Vespertilionidae.
AUGGCGGAAGGAGGGGAGCGAGAGGAGCCGCUCUCGCCGCCGCCGGUCUCUCCGGCUAAGCGCCUGUGCUCCUGGCCCAGCCCGCGGGCUCACCACCCCCGCGGGGCGCCCGGGGCGGCCGGCGGCGGGGCGGGGGGCGGCGGCGGCGGCUGCCUGCCCCCCGGGGCCCGCCCCCACCUGCAGCCCGAGUCCCUGCUGGACUGCGCCGCCAAGACGGUGGCGGAAAAGUGGGCGUACGAGCGGGUGGAGGAGCGCUUCGAGCGGAUCCCGGAGCCCGUGCAGCGCCGCAUCGUCUACUGGUCCUUCCCGCGGAAUGAGCGGGAGAUCUGCAUGUACUCCAGCUUCCAGUCCCGCGGCGGCCCCGGCGCCGGCGCCGGCGCGGUUGGCGGCGCCUCAGGAGCUUCGCCUGCUGAGGAGGGGCCGCCGCCGCCGCCCCCCGGGGCUGCCGCCGCCGCUCCGGCCGGCUCCGCCCCCGGGCCCGCCGCGGCCGGAGCGUCCCCCGGACUCGGCGCCGGGGUCGCGGCGGCCGGCGAGGGGCUGCCGUUCCGCCGGGGCAUCCGCCUGCUGGACAGCGGCUCCGUGGAGAACGUGCUGCAAGUCGGCUUCCAUCUCAGUGGCACAGUGACUGAGCCAGCCACUACUUCUGAACCAGCAAUGACUUACAAAGUUGCAAUCAGUUUUGAUCGAUGCAAAAUCACUUCAGUGACAUGUGGCUGUGGCAACAAGGACAUAUUCUACUGUGCUCAUGUGGUAGCACUCUCACUCUACAGGAUCCGUAAACCAGACCAAGUCAAAUUGCGUCUUCCUAUCUCAGAAACCCUUUUCCAGAUGAAUAGGGACCAGCUACAAAAGUUUAUUCAAUAUUUGAUCACAGCACACCACACUGAAGUUCUUCCUACUGCACAGAAACUGGCAGAUGAGAUUCUAUCCUCCAACUCAGAAAUCAACCAAGUGAAUGGUGCUCCUGACCCCACUGCUGGAGCCAGCAUUGAUGAUGAGAACUGUUGGCAUUUGGAUGAAGAACAGGUGAAAGAACAAGUGAAGCUCUUCCUCUCCCAGGGUUGUUACUAUGGCUCUGGGAAGCAGCUCAAUUCAAUGUUUGCCAAGGUUCGAGAAAUGCUGCGAAUGAGAGAUUCCAAUGGAGCCAGGAUGCUGACACUAAUAACUGAGCAGUUUAUGGCUGACCCACGACUCACACUCUGGAGGCAGCAAGGAACAAGCAUGACAGAUAAGUGCAGGCAGCUCUGGGAUGAGCUAGGGGCCUUGUGGGUAUGCAUCAUUUUAAAUCCACAUUGCAAACUGGAGGAAAAAUCCUCUUGGCUGCAGCAACUGCAGAAGUGGAGUGACUUGGAUGUCUGUCCCCUGGAAGAUGGGAACUAUGGGCAUGAGCUGCCCAAUAUCACCAAUGCACUUCCCCAGAAUGCCAGUCACAACCCAGACUCCUUAUCCAGACCAAGACGAACAGUGUUUACUAGAGCCAUCGAGGGCCGUGAAUUGCAUUGGCAAGACAGCCACCUACAGCGAAUAAUUAGCAGCGAUAUAUAUAUAGCUCCUGCCUGUCAGCGGGAAAGUGAGAGGCUACUCUUUAAUUCCCAAGGCCAGCCACUGUGGCUUGAACAUGUGCCUACAGCCUGUGCUCGGGUAGAUGCCCUGCAUUCCCAUGGUUAUCCAAAAGAGGCUCUCAGACUCACAGUGGCCAUUAUCAAUACUUUGAGGUUGCAGCAGCAACGGCAGCUGGAAAUCUACAAGCAUCAGAAGAAAGAACUGUUGCAGAGAGGAACCACAGCCAUCACAAACCUGGAAGGCUGGGUGGGCCACCCGCUGGAUCCCAUUGGCUGCCUAUUCCUUACUUUAACUGAGGCCUGCCGCCUGAAUGAUGAUAGCUAUCUGGAAGUGUCAGAUAUGAAUGAAAGCAGACCCCCUGUGUACCAGCAUGUACCCAUGGCAGCAGGCUGCCCAAACAGCAGUGAGUCUUACCUGUCAUUGGCCUUGGAAGUGGCUCUGCUGGGGCUGGGUCAACAGAGGGUGAUGCCUGAAGGCCUCUACGCACAGGACAAGAUGUGCCGCAAUGAGGAGCAGCUCCUGAGUCGACUCCAGGAGCUUCAGCUGGAUGAUGAACUGGUGCAAACUCUACAGAAACAGUGCCUCUUACUGCUAGAAGGAGGCCCCUUCAGUGGUCUGGGAGAAGUCAUUCACCGAGAGAGUGUUCCCAUGCAUACCUUUGCCAAGUAUUUGUUCUCAGCUCUUCUGCCUCAUGAUCCAGACCUGUCCUAUAAAUUAGCCUUACGUGCCAUGAGGUUACCUGUUCUAGAAAACUCAAAUUCUACCGGGGACACUUCCCACCCUCAGCAUAUGGUGUCUGUGGUGCCCAGCCGUUAUCCUCGUUGGUUUACACUUGGACACUUGGAAUCACAGCAGUGUGAACUGGCCUCCACCAUGCUGACUGCUGCCAAAGGAGACACUCUGAGGCUCCGAACAAUCCUGGAAGCAAUACAGAAGCACAUCCAUUCUUCCUCCCUCAUCUUCAAACUGGCCCAAGAUGCAUUCAAGAUUGCUACUCCCACAGACAGUAGUACUGACAGCACCCUACUCAACGUGGCCCUGGAGCUGGGGUUACAGGUGAUGAGAAUGACCUUAUCAACCCUUAACUGGAGGCGCCGGGAGAUGGUGCGGUGGUUGGUGACCUGUGCUACAGAAGUGGGUGUGCGGGCCCUGGUGAGCAUCUUGCAGAGCUGGUACACACUCUUCACCCCCACCGAGGCUACUAGCAUCGUGGCUGCCACAGCCGUAUCCCACACCACUAUCCUGCGCCUCAGUCUUGACUAUCCACAGCGGGAGGAGCUGGCUAGUUGUGCUCGCACACUGGCCCUGCAGUGUGCUAUGAAGGAUCCACAGGGCUGUGCCCUAUCAGCCCUUACACUCUGUGAGAAAGACCACAUCGCCUUUGAGGCAGCCUACCAGAUCGCCAUUGAUGCUGCCGCUGGUGGCAUGACCCAUUCUCAGCUGUUCACCAUCGCCCGCUACAUGGAGCUCCGUGGCUACCCGCUACGUGCCUUCAAGCUGGCCUCACUGGCCAUGAGCCAUCUCAACUUAGCCUACAACCAGGACACCCAUCCGGCCAUCAAUGAUGUGCUCUGGGCAUGUGCCCUCAGCCACUCUCUGGGCAAGAAUGAGCUGGCGGCCCUCAUUCCCCUGGUGGUGAAGAGCGUGCACUGUGCCACGGUGCUCUCGGACAUCCUGCGGCGCUGCACCGUGACUGCACCUGGCCUGGCCGGCAUCCCCGGGCGCCGCAGCUCUGGAAAGCUCAUGUCCACUGACAAAGCUCCGCUGCGCCAGCUGCUGGAUGCCACCAUCAAUGCCUAUAUCAACACCACACACUCACGCCUGACACACAUCAGCCCUCGUCACUAUGGAGAGUUUAUUGAGUUUCUGAGCAAGGCUCGGGAGACCUUCCUGCUGCCACAGGAUGGCCACCUGCAGUUUGCCCAAUUCAUCGACAACCUCAAACAGAUCUACAAAGGCAAGAAGAAGCUGAUGCUACUGGUGCGAGAGCGCUUUGGCUGA